CAUGAGAACCCUUUUCCGGUUUUUGUUUCCCCUCUGGCCCCGCUGCCGUCAGUGUAGUGUAUCGUUCGCCGCAAGAGAAAAAUUGAAUUUAUAUAGCAAUUUGCUGGUUCUAUUACUUUUUUUCCCUUCCAACAAGGGCAUCAGUGAAAUAAUCCUCUCUCAACCACGAUGUCCGUCGACAAGGAGGAACUGGUGCAACGCGCCAAGUUGGCGGAGCAGGCUGAACGAUAUGACGACAUGGCGGCUGCGAUGAAGGAAGUCACGGAAACCGGUGUCGAACUCAGUAACGAAGAGAGGAACCUCCUUUCGGUUGCCUAUAAGAACGUAGUUGGAGCCCGACGGUCGUCAUGGCGAGUCAUUUCCUCAAUUGAACAGAAAACCGAGGGAUCGGAAAGAAAACAACAGAUGGCUAAAGAAUAUAGGGUUAAAGUAGAAAAGGAGCUCAGAGAAAUCUGCUACGACGUUUUGGGUUUACUCGACAAACACCUUAUUCCUAAAGCUAGUAAUCCAGAAAGUAAAGUAUUUUACCUAAAAAUGAAGGGAGAUUACUACAGGUACCUUGCAGAAGUGGCCACAGGAGAAACCAGAAAUUCUGUUGUAGAGGACUCACAGAAAGCAUACCAAGAUGCUUUUGAAAUCAGCAAGGCGAAAAUGCAGCCCACACACCCAAUCAGGCUGGGGCUGGCGUUAAAUUUCUCCGUCUUCUAUUAUGAGAUAUUAAAUUCUCCAGACAAGGCGUGUCAGCUCGCCAAGCAGGCUUUCGAUGACGCUAUCGCCGAAUUAGACACAUUGAACGAGGACUCCUACAAAGACUCGACCCUGAUCAUGCAGCUGCUGCGAGACAACCUGACGCUGUGGACGUCGGACACGCAGGGCGACGGCGACGAGCCCGCCGAGGGUGGCGACAACUAAUCCGGCGCCGCUAACACCCCAGCACACGCAUUUGUUCUCAUCGGUGUUUUAUAAAAAAACGAGUAACAUUCGAGAAUGUCGCGCGGCGCGGGCCACCCGCCGCUGUUGCGAGCCGUCGCUUGUAAAAAAAAUGUUAAAAAUGUCGUUCGCAGCGGACCUUCACGUUCCGUCUAAAAUUAAAUGUUAUGUGUCAUCUUUGACGGUUUUGUAUUUCUGUAUUUACACUGGAUUACAGAUAUCGAGCUGACCUGAUGAAUAUAAAUAUUUAUAACUUAAGUUAUUAAAAUUACGGUUUCUUAAGUUAAAAGUGUUUUCCUUUCAUUAAUAUAGAAUAACAGCCUGGUCGGCCCCGUAAAACAUUCCUUUCGCCGCAUGUCCGCAGUGAAAAGGAGAUCAUGAUGGUGAUUGUUUUUUUGGAAAUUAUGAAGUUAUAUAACUUUUUGUUAAAGUGCGCCCGUGACCCAAAUGAUGAAAUACAGUAUUUCAUAAAAGUAACCCUUAUAUUGUAAUGGCUGUAUCGAUUAGGGCACAAAAAACUUGUUAGUGUCUUGUUUUGUGAUGUCCUCUGAAUUUUUGAAUGCAUUACCAAAGGAAAAAUGUUUGUUGACAUUGACAUUAACCAUUUUGUUGUGCCCAUCACUGAUUAUUAAUAAUUAAUAGCUCUGGAUUUUCAGGCAUUUAUUAGCAAAAUAGUUUUUGUGAUGGAGAAAUUAAUAUUGUAACAUUUCUGCUGCAUUUUAUCAGCCAUUAAUCUAUUAUAUUUUUCAUGUUUUCACCAAUAAACUUUUGUAUUAAAUACAAUUUUUAGUUUUUAGAAUCAAUAUUUAAAUAAACCGCCACCUAUUAACCCCA
Messenger RNA from Chilo suppressalis (striped riceborer), 1764 nucleotides. Lineage: Eukaryota; Metazoa; Arthropoda; Insecta; Lepidoptera; Crambidae. The record is from the annotation of a GenBank genome assembly.